GUCGGCUGCGGACGGGGCGGGGCGGAGCCUCCUCCUGCACGGGGGAGCCCCCGAGCUCGCCCCAGCUCAGACACUCCUAGCCUUGGGGCAGCUGCCGGGCGAGUCCGCGGAGUAGCGGCCAGCGGGCGAUGGAGACAGAGAGACACCCGACGAGAGGAGGCGGGGUGGGGGAGGCGGGGAGAGUGCGGGGGCGGAGGCUGGCAGGGGGCGCUGGAAGCUGGAGCGGUCCGUGCGCUCCCCGCGCCCGAGGGUGCAGGAGGCUCUGAAGCGGCUGCUGCACCGCGGGGCCCAGGCGGCGGCUGGGGGGCUGGGGGGCGCUGCCGCCGCCGCCGCCGCCGGGGGCGUCGCUGGCCUCGGCCCCUUUGUUCUCGCGCGCUCCCCCUCGCCGCCCACUCCCCUGCUGUCGCGCGGCGGCGGCGGUGGCGGCGGCGGCGGCUCCUCCCGCCCGAGGCAGUCGGGCUCGGCGCCGGGGGCGGGAGGGGGCGGGGGGAGCACGCCAGCCGCCGAGAGUGGGGGGCGAUGGCGAAGCUCCGGGUGGCUUACGAGUACACGGAAGCCGAGGACAAGAGCAUCCGGCUCGGCUUGUUUCUCAUCAUCUCCGGCGUCGUGUCGCUCUUCAUCUUCGGCUUCUGCUGGCUGAGUCCCGCGCUGCAGGAUCUGCAAGCCACGGAGGCCAAUUGCACGGUGCUGUCGGUGCAGCAGAUCGGCGAGGUGUUCGAGUGCACCUUCACCUGUGGCGCCGACUGCAGGGGCACCUCGCAGUACCCCUGCGUCCAGGUCUACGUGAACAACUCUGAGUCCAACUCUAGGGCGCUGCUGCACAGCGACGAGCACCAGCUCCUGACCAACCCCAAGUGCUCCUAUAUCCCUCCCUGUAAGAGAGAAAAUCAGAAGAAUUUGGAAAGUGUCAUGAAUUGGCAACAGUACUGGAAAGAUGAGAUUGGUUCCCAGCCAUUUACUUGCUAUUUUAAUCAACAUCAAAGACCAGAUGACGUGCUUCUGCAUCGCACUCAUGAUGAGAUUGUCCUCCUGCAUUGCUUCCUCUGGCCCCUGGUGACAUUUGUGGUGGGCGUUCUCAUUGUGGUCCUGACCAUCUGUGCCAAGAGCUUGGCGGUCAAGGCGGAAGCCAUGAAGAAGCGCAAGUUCUCUUAAAGGGGGAGGAGGCUUGUAGAAAGCAAAACACAGAAGGUGUACUCAUCGGCACGCGUCCACCUGCGGAACCCGUGUUUCCUGGCGCAGGAGAUGGACAGGGCCACGACAGGGCUCUGAGAGGCUCAUCCCUCAGUGGCAACAGAAACGGGCACAACUGGAAGACUUGGAACCUCAAAGCUUGUAUUCCAUCUGCUGUAGCAAUGGCUAAAGGGUCAAGCUCUUAGCUGUAUGGAGUAACUAUUUCAGAAAACCCUAUAAGAAGUUCAUUUUCUUUCAAAAGUAACAGUAUAUUAUUUGUACAGUGUAGUAUACAAACCAUUAUGAUUUAUGCUACUUAAAAAUAUUAAAAUAGAGUGGUCUGUGUUAUUUUCUAUUUCCUUUUUUAUGCUUAGAACACCAGGGUUUAAAAAAAAAAAAAAGGUGAGGACAUCUGGGUCUCAUUUGCUUCUGCUAGAUUAAACUUUUACUUGACAACAAGGAUUCCUGCUGAAGUCUGAACGUUACUGUGUAACCCUCAGUUUCCACUAUUAAAGAGUAUCUUUUGA
Messenger RNA from Pongo pygmaeus (Bornean orangutan), 1697 nucleotides. RefSeq names its product potassium calcium-activated channel subfamily M regulatory beta subunit 4 (gene KCNMB4). Gene Ontology annotation, biological process: potassium ion transport; detection of calcium ion. The record is from RefSeq and is a predicted model, not a curated record. The transcript is spliced from 3 exons. Lineage: Eukaryota; Metazoa; Chordata; Mammalia; Primates; Hominidae. The coding region runs from base 520 to 1152 and encodes 210 amino acids. Gene Ontology annotation, cellular component: voltage-gated potassium channel complex; membrane. Gene Ontology annotation, molecular function: calcium-activated potassium channel activity; potassium channel regulator activity.